Messenger RNA from Drosophila albomicans, 1425 nucleotides. Its product is annotated as queuine tRNA-ribosyltransferase accessory subunit 2. Bases 175 to 1425 code for a protein of 416 amino acids. The transcript has 2 exons. The record is from RefSeq and is a predicted model, not a curated record. Gene Ontology annotation, molecular function: tRNA-guanosine(34) queuine transglycosylase activity. Lineage: Eukaryota; Metazoa; Arthropoda; Insecta; Diptera; Drosophilidae.
GGAAAUUAAAUUUUCAAUAUUAAAAACACUUAAAGUACUUGUUGUUAUGCGAAGCGCAGUCACAGUUACUGUGACUAGCAACAGGUGGCAACUCUGUAAGCCUCGGCUGAAUCAUGGAAGCAACAACAGCUGAUUCUACAACGUGCGGCAAACACCAAAAUAUACAACGACGCGAUGAAGUUCGUUAUUAAAAGUAUUAGUAAAAACUCUGGUCGAUUGGGCCAACUGCGGAUUAAAGAGAGCCAAGAGCUGGCCACGCCGCUGUUGAUGCAAACAACCAAAGGCGGCAGCAUUCCAUAUCUCACAGCCGAUGCUUUCGAAAUGGUCAGCAAUGAGCAGCAAUUGCUCCAACUCACAUUGUCCACCAUGGAUCAAAUGGCUGAGUCGCUGGCGCUGUGGACUCGUCCACUAAGUGACUAUGUUGGCUUGCCCGGUCACAACACAGUGUUGAUGAUUCGUGAUCCGUGUGAAACAACUCCUGCCGGCGGAAAUGAUCGGGAUGUGAUGCCGUUGUUCACGCGACGCGGCAAGGAAUCCCUAACGGCCACGCAGUAUAUGGAGAUGGUGGCCAAGUUCGCGCCUGAUGUCUACCAAGGCUUGUGCGACGCCGACACUAAUCCAGAGAGCACUAAGAAGCGUGUCCAGAAAUCUGUGGAUCGCACCGAGCGUUUCAUGAACGAAUGCUAUGCGCUGCAUGGCAAAGAGCAGCGAUUGGCCAACUCCACGUUACUGGCUCCCAUUGUGGGAGGCUACAACACCUUUGCACGUACACAAUCCAUCAAGCAUGCAAAAGAACAACCAGCUGGAAGUUAUGGUGGCUACAUUCUCGAAGGAUUCCAUACCAAUGGCUUGGCAGCAACGACGUUAUCGGCGGCACAGCUGUUGCCCAUUGUGGAGCAUUGUCUGCAGCAGCUGGAGGAUGACAAGCCGCGUCUAAUGCCAGGCGCAUUUACGCCCUUGUUGACGCUGGAGCUGAUUAGAAGAGGCGUUGAUGUAUUCGACACUUCGUAUGCUUAUUGCGCCGCAGCCAACUACAAAGCCUUGACGUUCAGUUACACCAAGGAUGCAGUGCAGCAUGCGGCGUUCUUGGAUCUGACGGAUGAUGAGAUUAAAGAGCAGUUUACGCCUCUGCUAAGUGGUUGCACUUGUUUGGCGUGUAGCAAACACACGCGUGCCUAUAUUCAUCAUUUGUACAAGACACACGAGUUGCUUGGUCCCAUUCUGCUGAUGAUCCACAACUUGCAUCAUUAUUUGGGUUUCUUUGCGGCUAUUCGCAGCAGCAUUGCGGCGGAUCAACUUCCAGAGUUAAUUGAACAUGUGCGUUUGCAAAAUACGGACGCUGAGAUCGAUUAUCGCAUCGAGGCUAAUGCCAAAGUGAUCAGCAAGGCGGCCAUGGGCAAGGGAUUCAUUGCAGCGGCCGUUUAG